AUGACCUCCGCUAAAGACAUGAAGAUACGCUCCGUGUUGGAACCAAACGAGGAGAGGAGAAGAGACGCUUUGGAUCAGCUUCCACCGCCGGCCAACUCCAACAAGCCGCUCACCCCAUUCAGUAUCGAGGAUAUUUUAAACAAACCCUCGAUAAAGAAGUCCGUGGCAGCUCUCUGUCCCCCCAGGGUUCUGGAGAAAGUGGCCGUUUCAAAUGCGGCAAGAAAUUGUAUCACGUCUCCAUCCUCUCCGCUCUGCGCUUUGGAGGAACUAGCCAGCAAAACUUUUAAAGGUCUGGAGGUCAGCGUAAUACAAGCAGCAGAAGGCCGGGAGCAUGUAAACGCAUUUGGUCAGAGACAUGCCUCAAAAAAGAGAAGGAAGUCUCGUACCGCUUUCACAAACCAUCAAAUCUACGAACUGGAGAAGCGCUUUCUGUACCAGAAGUACCUGUCUCCUGCGGAUAGAGAUCAGAUAGCGCAGCAGCUGGGUCUCACCAAUGCCCAGGUCAUCACCUGGUUCCAGAACAGACGGGCCAAGCUGAAGAGAGACUUGGAGGAGAUGAAAGCGGACGUCGAGUCCCUCAAGAAAAUUCCUCCGCAGACCCUACAGAAGCUGGUUGCCAUGGAAGACAUUGACGACCGAAAAGCAGGCUCGGAGGUUCUAUCCCCCAGCGUUUCCCCGUCCUCACAAGGUCACGGAGUCUUCCCUCAGUCCCCGUCCUCAUCCAGAGGCCAAACCACGGACGAGUUCUCAGAAGAAGACGAAGAAAUUGAAGUGGAUGAUUGA
Messenger RNA from Megalops cyprinoides (Indo-Pacific tarpon), 783 nucleotides. RefSeq names its product transcription factor LBX1-like. Gene Ontology annotation, molecular function: DNA-binding transcription factor activity, RNA polymerase II-specific; DNA binding. The record is from RefSeq and is a predicted model, not a curated record. NCBI's taxonomy places the organism in Eukaryota, Metazoa, Chordata, Actinopteri, Elopiformes, Megalopidae. Gene Ontology annotation, biological process: regulation of DNA-templated transcription. The transcript has 2 exons. The coding region runs from base 1 to 783 and encodes 260 amino acids.